AGGAAGAUCUGUAACCCUGCCGUUUUCGACAUUUUUCAAUAAUCGCCCAGUAUCUCGAUAGUGUGAGGAGCUAUUGAUGAUUUGAUUGGGCAAUCGUUACUUUAACGAAAAAAGAAGUCACGACAUCUUAACUACUUUUUUUCUAUCUCCUUUAGUUUUCAGUAUACACUGCAAAACAUACCAAUUUGGGACACCCUGUACAUAUGGGGACUGCUGAAAAAGGCAGACCGAUCCACCGUCUGACAUUCCGGAAUUGUGGACUAAAAUUAAAAAUGUUUCGUGCCAGAAGGCAUCUUUACAUCUGUUUUAUCGGGAACGUCGUUGUGAAUAAUGUUUGCAAUGUUAUAUCAUGUGUGAGUAUUUUUAUUGCUCUUAAUAAAUAUUUUUUAAUAAAUUGUUUUUAUUUGUCACCAACCUUCUUGUUACGAAGUUUUUUUUUGUUUAUUUGUUAUUGUUUUAGUAAUAUUUUACUUAAAUAAAUAAUUUACUAAUGUGAGCUUUUUUUAGGAUAAUAAACACUCCAACUUUUAUGUUGGACACAUUAUCACAUCCCAAGAGUGCCAGCCUUCAAAAUGUUCAAGCCUUGCCUCGACUACUACAUCGUCCAGGAACACAAAAAUAUUACAUUAUUUUACCAAAGAAUACUGUAUCUGCAGCUGUUCCAUCACAAACCCAACUGGUGACAUCAAAAACUGAUCCACCUGCAUUUAAAGUAUAUCCAUCACAAAACCAACUAUUGAUGAAAACAAAGACUUCUUCACCGGUAUUUAAAGUAAUCCCAAAAGUUAUGAUGGCAUCAAAUACUGUUGGAUCUAGAGCAAACCCAAAUGCGGCUGUGCCAUCACAAACCCAACUGGUGACAUCAAAAACUGCUCCACCUGCACUUAAAGUAUAUCCAUCACAAAACCAACUAUUGAUGAAAACAAAGUCUCCUUCACCAGUACUUAAAGUAAUCCCAAAAGUUAUGAUGACAUCAAAUACUGUUGGAUCUAGGUCAAACCCAAAUGCGGCUGUGGCAUCACAAACCCAAAUGGUGACAACAAAAACGACUCCACAUUUACGUAAAGUAAUACUUUCACAAAACCAACUAUUGAUAAAUACAAAGACUUCUUCACCGGUACUUAAAUUAAUCCCAAAAGUUAUGUUGGCAUCUGCCAGCACUGUUGGAUCUGGAACUCCAACUAUACUGAAAGAAAUCCUAACUAAAGAUCUAAUAAAUCGCUCGACAACUUUGUCAAAGGCACAUACAUAUACAACAGUCGUAAUCCAGAGUGAAUGUGCUUCGCCCAAAUAUGUUAAUCCUUUCAACUAUACUCCUGACGUAAAAAACACUUUAUCAUCCAUUGGCACACAAAAAAUAGCCAAUGCAAUGAAAAACGACCAACAUUUAAUGCAGGAAAAAGUAUUCGCUUGGAACUGUACAAUUUGCAAGGAAGAAUUCCAUGAAAAAGAACUUCUUCUGGAUCACUACGAAAUACACAAAAAUACCACAGAUCAGCUUGGUGAUAUCGACGAAAAUAACGAUGCAUAUAACAUUAGUGGCAAAGAUGUAACUUGUCCAAUUUGUUUGACGACCCAUAUUAAUAUAACUUACUAUCAACAACAUGUUGGUAAUAAACACAAACCAAAAGACCAUAAUUGUGAUAAGUGUAAACAUGCUUUUACUGACGAUUUUGACUUGAGUGUACAUAAUACCAAGCACAAUCACGAUCCAGAAUUGUAUGAGUGCGUUGUAUGCAAGAAGUUUCAAACAAAUAACACUAGAACCUUAUACGAUCAUAUAUCCAAAGAGCAUGUAAAAGAGGAAAUGUAUUGCAAUGAAUGCGACAAGACAUUCUUAUCGAAGGCGUGGUUCGACAUUCACAAAAUAUUUCACGUAGGGGACAAAGUGUACAAGGGGACAAGGCUUAUUAACAAAAGGCAUACUUAUAAAUGUAGCCGAUGCGAAUCUGAGUUCACUUCCAACUAUUCGUUGAUGAAACAUAUGCAAGGAUCCCACACCAAAUACAAAUGCAAUCAGUGUGAUGUAACCUUUCCCUACAAGCAAAAUUUGGACAUACAUAACAGCCAUUUGCAUGUAACUGAAGGAGAGUUUCUUUGUAAUGAAUGUGGGAAAACAUUUACAAAAUUAACCAAUCUUAGGUCUCACGAAACAGUCCAUAAGGAGGCUAGGUUUGUUUGUUCUGUUUGUGGUAGAAUAUUUAAGAAGAAAGAAGGCCUUGACAUUCAUACGAGAGUUCAUACUGGAGAAAAACCACAUCAAUGCUAUUUCUGUGGUAAAACUUUCAUGUCCAGGAGCGGUUACAACAGACAUACUAGAAGUGUCCAUACUGGCAAGCGACCAUAUCCUGGUUCCGCUCAGAUGAGACGUAAGCGAGUCCAUACCAAGGAAAAACCAUAUUCUUGUUCCCAAUGUAACAAAUCUUUCUCCAUUCCAUCCCUUCUUUCGAUACACAUGCGAGUCCAUACUGGGGAGAAACCAUAUUCUUGUUCCAUGUGUAACAAAGCUUUCGCUCAGGUAGCUGCUCUUAGGAUACAUGAGCGAAUUCACACCGGCGAGAGGCCAUAUCCUUGUUCCGUUUGUGAGAAAUCUUUCGUCGAUGGAGCGGCUCUUUUGAGACAUAUGCGAGUCCAUAGUGGGGAGAAACCAUAUCUUUGUUCCAUAUGUCAUAAAGGUUUCUCCCAGUCAACCAGUCUUCAGGUACAUAUGAGAAUCCAUACUGGAGAGAGAACAUAUCCUUGUUCCAAAUGUAAUAGAAUGUUUAUUACCAAAGCCAUUAAAGAUAAGCAUCAGAAAAAGUGUAAUCAUUUUCAAUAGUUCCGUAGUAUGUUUUAUUGCUCUUAAUAAACAUUUCUUUAUAAA
Diabrotica virgifera virgifera (western corn rootworm) is the source of this 2863-nucleotide messenger RNA. Its product is annotated as zinc finger protein 271-like. The record is from RefSeq and is a predicted model, not a curated record. The transcript has a single exon. NCBI's taxonomy places the organism in Eukaryota, Metazoa, Arthropoda, Insecta, Coleoptera, Chrysomelidae. The coding region runs from base 530 to 2818 and encodes 762 amino acids.